Messenger RNA from Striga hermonthica, 1563 nucleotides. NCBI's taxonomy places the organism in Eukaryota, Viridiplantae, Streptophyta, Magnoliopsida, Lamiales, Orobanchaceae. The record is from the annotation of a GenBank genome assembly.
AUGAAUUGUUAUUCUCUCACUACUGUAACUCUUGGGCUCUGCCCGAGCUCAUUUCCAAGCCGUCAGAGGCAUAACAAAGCCUACUCUAUUGGGCUGCCUUUCAAGGUCUCGUCAAUCCGAGGCCGCGCAAAUCCAUCCCUCGCUGUUUCUGCACCUCUAUCGCCGUUCAAAAUCCGCAAUUCGGGACUUGGUCGAACGAGGGCUUCUCCAAAUGGCGCCCAAUCGGCCGGCGGCGAUGUCUCGAGUGAGCUGCGCACGCCGAGCUUCUUGGAAUUCAUCACUUCCGAGAGGGUGAAAGUGGUGGCGAUGCUCGCCUUGGCUCUGGCUCUCUGUAACGCCGAUCGGGUUGUCAUGUCGGUCGCGAUUGUGCCACUCUCGAUCUCUCGUGGCUGGCGUCAGUCAUUUGCCGGCGUUGUUCAGUCGUCUUUUCUAUGGGGAUACCUGAUAUCACCUAUAGCUGGAGGGACUCUGGUGGACCGUUAUGGCGGUAAGGUAGUCAUGGCUUGGGGAGUAGCUUUGUGGUCUCUGGCUACCUUCCUUACUCCAUGGGCAGCUGAAACAUCUCUACUAGGUUUGCUUGCUAUGCGAAUGCUACUCGGCAUUGCAGAAGGUGUUGCUCUUCCUUGCAUGAAUAAUAUGAUAAUAAGAUGGUUUCCUCAAAUUGAGCGGUCAAGGGCUGUAGGACUUGCAAUGGCUGGGUUCCAGCUUGGAAGUGCUAUUGGGCUUUCGCUUUCUCCAAUCCUCAUGUCACAGGGAGGCAUAUAUGGACCGUUUGUGAUAUUUGGGUUGUCUGGCUUUCUUUGGGUUUUGGUGUGGAUAUCAGCAACUUCAAGCUCUCCUGACCGCAGUCCUCAAAUAUCAAUAUAUGAGCUGAAAUACAUACAAAACCGGUCAUCAGUAUCUUCUGUGUCAAAAGAUCAAGUGAGAGCAAGUCAAGUCAUUCCUCCAUUCCGGCGUUUGCUCGCUAAGCUACCAACUUGGUCUUUAAUUAUUGCAAAUGCUAUGCACAGCUGGGGUUUUUUUGUCAUGCUUUCAUGGAUGCCAAUCUACUUCAAAACGAUAUAUAAUGUUGAUCUCAGACAAGCUGCAUGGUUUAGUGCUGUUCCGUGGAGUAUGAUGGCUCUUACUGGCUAUUUUGCUGGCAUCGUAUCAGAUUUGAUGAUUCAAAAUGGCACAAGUGUAACUUUGACUCGCAAAGUCAUGCAGUCAAUUGGAUUUCUUGGUCCUGGCAUCGCUCUUAUCUGUUUAACAACGGCAAGAAGUCCGUUCAUAGCAUCUGCCUGGCUUACUUUUGCUGUUGGCCUGAAAGCCUUUAGUCAUUGUGGCUUCCUUGUGAACCUUCAGGAAAUUGCACCGCAAUACUCUGGUGUUCUACACGGUUUGUCUAAUACUGCUGGCACGUCUGCGGCUAUAGUCGGGACUGUUGGUGCUGGUUUUUUCGUCGAGAUAAUGGGCUCGUUGAAGGGGUUCUUGUUGCUUACGGCUUUCCUGUAUUUCUCGGCGGCUUUGUUUUGGAACCUCUACUCAACAGGAGAGAGGGUCAAUUUUGACGAAACUACUUAG